Messenger RNA from Grus americana (Whooping crane), 1068 nucleotides. RefSeq lists its product as uncharacterized. The record is from RefSeq and is a predicted model, not a curated record. The coding region runs from base 40 to 645 and encodes 201 amino acids. The transcript has 7 exons. NCBI's taxonomy places the organism in Eukaryota, Metazoa, Chordata, Aves, Gruiformes, Gruidae.
UGGGGAGAGGUGGUGGAAGGCUUGCUGGGGCAGAGGAGGAUGGAGUCGAGAGGUGUUGGGACGGGGUGGCUCUGCAUCGCAGUGCUCUGCUCUGGAGCUGCUCUCGUCGUCAAAGAAGGGGAGCCAGGGCAUCAAAGCAUCACACAGCGUGAUGACGUCCUGGAGCCAACGGGAGCCCCCACCACAACCGCCGGGGAUGUGGACAACCUGACGACAUGGCCAACAGCCACCCCAACCCCUCCUCGGACCGGGGACCCCUUUACCACCCCCAUGCUGACACGAGGAGGGAAUAAAACCCAAAAUGCAUCGGCUGUUCCCGUCAGGUACUGGGCCCCCGUCAUUUUUGUGGUGGUUGCUCUGUUCGUCCUCUUCUUCACCUACCGGCGGAACAAGGGGGAAGGGAGCUGGGACCAAUCCACCUCCGCCAGCGACUCUUCGGAUUUGGGAGCCCUGGACCACCUCCCUAUCCAUGACACCACCCCAAUAAUCUCCGCUCCCCAGGAGGAGAGGAAGGGGUCAGAGAAACCCCCAGCCCCAGCGCACACCGAAACCACCUUCUGCGAGCCGGACCCCCCACCGCCCCAGCCUGAUACCCCCGCAGCUGGCGGUGGUCCCCGCUGCUCCGGGGAGCCCGGUGCUGACUGAGGGCUCCCGGGGGAGCCCAGCGGCUUCCAGACACCCCCAGGGAGCGUGAGGCCACCCCCAAGGUGCAGCGUGGGGACUGAACCGGGACGAUGCUCCUGGCCGGGGGCCACGUGGCAGCUGGGGGCCACGAGCAUCACGUGCCGCCUCAGCCCUUCCUAUGGAUGCUCGAGUGUGUGCCCAAAUCCAGGUGGGAAUGGGGACCCCCGUGGAUCAGGGACCCCCGUGGGACGUGGCCGUGCGUGUGUCAUUACUGUUGUGCCCCGUGCUUGUGCAUGGGGGCUCUGGGUGCCUACGCUGGGCACCGCUGAGCCAAUAAAGCAGGAUUUCACCCCAGAACCCCUGGCCUUUCUCUGCCGGGAUACGCAGCCUCCCCCAUCUCAACCCAACCGUCACUUUUUCCCCGCCCCCAUGUCUUGGAACGGA